Topomyia yanbarensis is the source of this 3284-nucleotide messenger RNA. Its product is annotated as sialin. The transcript has 6 exons. Gene Ontology annotation, cellular component: plasma membrane. The record is from RefSeq and is a predicted model, not a curated record. The coding region runs from base 486 to 1994 and encodes 502 amino acids. Gene Ontology annotation, biological process: transmembrane transport; monoatomic anion transport. NCBI's taxonomy places the organism in Eukaryota, Metazoa, Arthropoda, Insecta, Diptera, Culicidae. Gene Ontology annotation, molecular function: transmembrane transporter activity.
CCAGUCGGUUUACAUGUGCGAACGCGAGACGUAGCAACACAGCUUUGUAUAGCGACCUCUGCCGCGGCUGCUUUGCUUUAGAGGAUUCUGGUUUGAGUUGGGUGGUGGUUCAGCGCCUACUAGCGACUGACUGGUUGCGUUUUGCGAUUGAUCUACGACAAGCACGCGAAGACGACGGCCCCGUUCAGUUUAUUGUUCGCAGCCGACCCGUGUGGACGUGAAAUUGUGGAAGUUAAAGGUGUGUCUUGCGAGUGAAUAUAAAGUGUACAAAAAAGUGGAAAGUGUUGACCGUCAGUCAGAAGCCGUUGCUUGGUGUGUUUGAUCGGUGUAGUUACUGCGUCCCAGCCGAUAGUGUAUAUAAGCAAAAGUCUAAGUACCCGGAACGCUGGGACCGGAUUUGGAGACGAGCAAAAAAACGCGCUACGUCAAGCAACAACAACUGAGUUCGGUGGAGUUACUGGAUAGCAGUAUUUGUCUUCUAGAGAAUGACUACAGGCGGAAAAGACUGGUUAUCAUGUCGCCAAGUACUGAACAUUAUGGUCAUCUUCGGGUUCAUGUUGAACUAUGCCCUGCGGGUGAACUUCACGAUCGCCAUCGUGGUAAUGUGCAAAACCUUGAAGAAUCUCUCGAACGGAACCGCCGGUGACGAUGCCCUUGCGUUCGGUAACGAAACAGCUGCGGCGCUGUCCAGUGGCUCCACCACAACCGAGCAGAGUGUGAUCGCGGAAGAGGACAAGUUCGAGUGGGAUGCGUACCAGCAGAAUCUGAUGCUCGGCAGUUUCUUCUGGGGUUACGUGCUAACGGAACUACCCGGUGGCCGUCUAGCGGAGGUCGUCGGUGGACGACGCGUCUUCGGAUACAGCAUGCUUGUUGCCAGUGUACUGACAUUGGUUAUUCCUCUUGCCGCUUACACCCAUUACAUUGCAGUUGUUAUAUUGCGAGCUGUUUUAGGCUUCUUCCUGGGGGCAUCCUGGCCGGCCAUUCAUCCACUGACCGCAGUCUGGAUCCCACCGAUGGAUCGGUCAAAGUUUAUUUCCAACAUGAUGGCUUCUUCGCUGGGAGCUGCUAUUACGAUGCCAAUUUGCGGCUUCCUGAUAGCGACCGUCGGUUGGCAGUCGGUGUUCUACUUCACCGGUGGAAUCAGUUUGCUGUGGUCGAUCAUUUGGUUCCUGGUCGUAUUCGAGACUCCGGCAUCUCAUCCACGAAUCUCAGCCGAGGAGCGAAAUGAAAUUGAGAGCGCGAUCGGUGCUGUCGGUAAAACUAGGAAACCCACCUACGUGCCAUGGAAGUCGAUCUUUACCUCGGCUCCAGUUUGGGCUAUUAUUUUGACUCACGGUGCAUCGGUGUUUGGCUUCUUUACCGUUGUCAACCAGCUGCCGACGUAUAUGAAGUACAUUCUGAACUUUAACAUUAAGGAGAACGGUCUUCUGUCUUCGUUGCCGUACUUUGGCAAAUAUGCUAUGGCUGUUAUGUCUUCCCACCUGGCCGAUCAUCUGCGCAAGACUGGAGCUUUGUCAACCACAGCCACUCGCAAGAUCUUCACAGCUUUCGCCGUCAUGACUCCCGGAUUCCUGAUGAUCGUUCAAGUCUACAUGGGCGAAAACCGCAGCUGGGCUGUGGCAAUCUUCACCCUUGCACUGUUCCUGAACGGUGCCGUCACAGCUGGCUAUCUCGGCAACGGUUUGGACAUUGCGCCCAACUUCUCCGGAACUAUCUUCGGUAUGGCGAAUACCCUGUCGUCGUUCGGUGGUUUUGUGUCCGCCUACAUGGUUGGUGUUUUGACACACGAAAACCAAACCUACGGCCAGUGGCAGAUUGUGUUCUGGAUCCUUGCAGUAGUUUACAUUGUCGGUUCUUCGGCCUAUGUCCUCAUGGGAACGGGCGAGCUGCAGUCUUGGAACAACCCACCGGAACGAGGCAUCACCAAUCACGAGGCUGAGGAAGGUGUGCCACUGAACCAGCAGAACCAAAAUAACAAAUCAAUCUCCUCCUAAAAUGCCACAACGCACAAUGAUCAAUCCAAGCUCCAAUGAAAGGCUUGAUAAGCUUUUAUUCAGAGUUAAUUUCCGUUGGAGAAUAUGUGCCUACACAACGCAGAUUACUGUGAGAGGUAACCUGGAUAGAACCAAUUCUCCAGCUUUGCACUUAAUCGUAGCUUUCGUAUAUGAAAUUUACGAUCAUACUUAUAUACUUACUUGAGAAUCACAAUCGUGCCGUACCGGUUUGGGUGGUGCGAAACCUAACUUUUAACGUGUUUUUAGGUGAAAAUUUUAAGAUUUAUGUAAAUGUAAUCGUUUGAAGAGCGAGCGUUAAGUUUUAGAUGCAAGCUAAGUGAAAUAGGAUGAUGAUAGUAGCUUUUCGUGAUUUGCUUUAGCAUUUAUACUUAUUAUUUUGUGUCUCAGAUGCGACUAGUGGAAAAGCAAAUCCAAGGUGUAACAUCACUCGUUGUUAUAGGUGUAAUUGUAGGGAAGAGAAAUUAGAAAACCACACAUUUCAAAUCGACGGAGUUGUAGUGCUACAUGGGCAGAGUUUCAUUACACUAGCAUUCAUAAUCAUCGAGCUUCACUUGGUGCUGUUUUGAUUUUCAUGUUUUAGUGGAGAUCAACGGCUUUCGUCUCCGGCGAAAGUAGUUCAGUGCUGUAAACUGUGAACGCGUAAAUAUUGUAUUCAACUCAGAGAAAAGCAACAAAAUAAAAUCAUAAAUACAGCCUUCCUGAUCCAUGUUAGAUUUUGCGAAUAAAGCCAUGUUUGUGAACAAAAAUUACUUAACAUAGUCAGCUUUAAUGUAACCAGUGCUCCAGAGAAAAAUGCAUAUGUUUAAAUCCAAAUUUGUGAACAGAAGAUUGAAUUUCUUACCAAUUUUGAUAAAACAACAAUGGAAUUCUAACAUGUGCCUUUAGUUGACCACUUGAUAAGCUACGUUUCAAAAAAAGUUAUACAACAAUAAAAAAAAACCGACAGACUAAAUGAUAAAGGUGAUGUCAGAUACUUACAGAAAUAAUGCGAUAUACCUACUACAUGAUCUGAAUUUUGAGCGAUAAUAAUCGCCAAUCGCACUGCAACUAACGUCAACUGUAGUAAGGAAUGUAUACAAAUUCUUAAUCAAUAAAAUAUAAUAAAAACAUUGCGUAUACUCUCAAUAGAAACAGUUUUAGAACUAGCCAAAUGUCGGUUAUAAAACAAUUUUUAUUUACAAUGUGCUUUUGCGAUGCGUAGAAACUUUUGCAUUACUGUUUCUGAUGGCCUUACUCAUAUUAAAUUUACAAAUAAAUGUUUUAAAAAGA